GUUCCAGUGAGGAACCUCCAGCACAGCUGAGGGCUAUUCCUUUCCUGAGCAGUGAGAGCAUCCCCUGGACACAGGAUUUUCUGUGCCAUUAGUUGCUCACAGUCAUGGGCCAACUGUUCUCUUCAUCUAAUGAUGAGCGCCACCAAGAUUUGGCCUCCAGCUUUAAAGAAUAUUUUAAGAAGUUCAAGGUAGGAAGCAAAAUCAUCUCUCAGGAAACCAUAGCUUCAAUUGAGUUAAGCCUGUCGCAAGGAAACAUGCAGGGGGCAAAUUCUUCAAUCACUAAUGCAUUAAAAGAAAUUGAUAGCACCCCACUCAAUGUUGCUGUGACAGGAGAGUCUGGAUCAGGGAAGUCCAGCUUCAUCAAUGUCCUGAGGGGAAUUGGGCAUGAAGAAAAAGGUGCAGCUAAAACUGGUGUGGUGGAAACAACCAUGGAGAGACAUCCCUACACACACCCCAAGAUUCCCAAUGUGGUUUUUUGGGACCUGCCUGGGAUUGGAACCACAAAUUUCCCACCCAAAGAUUAUCUGGAGAAAAUGAAAUUCAACGAGUAUGAUUUCUUCAUCAUUAUUUCUGCCACACGCUUUAAGAAAAAUGAUAUAGACCUCGCCAAAGCAAUCAGCAUGAUGAAGAAGGAUUUCUACUUCGUGAGAACCAAGGUGGACUCUGACUUAAAAAAUGAGAAGGAAUUCAAACCACGAACCUUUGACAGAGAAAAGGUCCUGGAGCAGAUCCGCAGCAGCUGUGUGAGGACCUUUGAGGAGAAUAAAGUUGAAGUACCACCCAUCUUCUUGAUCUCUAGUAAAAUCUUAUCUGACUAUGAUUUCCAAAUUUUGAUGGACAGGAUUAUGAAUGCUCUCCCUGUACACAAACGACACAAUUUUAUGCUCUCAUUGCCUAAUAUUACAGAUGCGGCCAUUGAAAGGAAGCGGCAGUUCCUGAAGCAGAGGAUUUACCUCGAAGCCUUUGCAACUGGCGUACUCAAUAUGAUCCCUUCACUGACCCUCUUAAUGGGCAAUGAUGUGGAGAAUCUUAGGAAAAGUAUGAACUAUUAUCGAACUGUCUUUGGAGUGGAUGAUGCAUCCUUGGAGGGUUUGGCUCAGGAAUGGCGAGUGUUGGUGGAUCAGCUCAAGGCAAAGAUGAAAUCUCCUCAUGUGUUUGAAACUACAAAGGAAGAAACAACCAUACAAGAAAGGCUUUCAAGACUUCAUGAGGAGUUCUGUUUGACUAACGGGCACCUAUUUACUAAGAAUGUUUAUGUUAAAGAAUUGUUUUACCUGAAAUUUUGUUUCCUUGACAUGGUGACAGAUGAUGCUAAUGUUCUCCUUAGAGAGAUAUGUGUAAAACAUAACUUGGUUUCUGAUUAGGCUAAAAUCUUGUAGCUGUCAAAAAUCAGAAUCAAUGACAGAAAAAAAAAACACUAAUAUUGCAAAACAACAUAAUGGGUUGGUUAUUCAGGCCUUCUAAGCUUUAUUCACACUUACUGAUCAUAUAUCCACAUUAGCUGUAGCAAGGGGAUCAAAUAUGCUUAAAUCUAAAAACAUCUACUCACUUUAAAUAAACGCUAAGAUAUAUGAAUUGCCCUUUUAUCUGAAUUUAUGUCAUAUAAAUCAACACCAAUUUUUAGGUUUAACAUUGUGGUGGGUGGUUUUAUCGACAGAUUAUAGAAUCACAUGGGAGAUGAACCUCUGGACUUGUAUUUGGGAAACUAUUUUGCUUAUGUUAAUUGAGAUAGGAAGUGCUGCCCAUUGUGGGUGGCCCCAUUCCCUAGCUGCUGAUCCCUGACUGUGUAUAUGGAAAGGGAGGCUAACAUAGAACACGUGCACUCAUACAUUGCUCUCUGCUUUCUUACUGUGGGUGGAGGGGGACUAGCUGCCCCCAGCUGCUGCUGCGACUCCUCUAUAACCUUGAGUUUCACACUUAUGUCCUCUCUUCAUAGUAAUACCACAGGAAAAGCCAUAACUGGGCUGGAGAGAUGGCUCACUUGCCUUACAAGUCUGAAGACCUGAAUUCAGACCCACAGAGCCCACAGAAGGCUAUCAUAAGCACCUGAAAUCCAUUUCGUAUUUGAGUGUCAUAGCUCACAGCUAGAUUUAUACUAAACUUUUUAAUAAUUACAACCAACAUUCCUAUAACUUAUAUUUGAUUCACCAAGUCUUUAAAGUUCUCCAUUUUAGCAUGUAUUUUAACAUUUUAACAGGCUCACAGACCUUAGCACAGCUGACAACAUGAUGGAAGUACCAUUCAGACCACACAACGUAGCACAUAGGCAACACAACAAACUUCAUAACAAAACCAAAACAAAUGCCUGCUUUACCAAAAUCCACAAUGCUAGGAAAGUCAUUAAAUGUACAAACCUUGCUCUUCUGCUUCUAUGGUUCCACUGUUGGCUAAUUGUUCUUGUUAACUAAGUAUGUCAACCCAGAUGUGGGUUUGUGCUUAAAAACUCUGAGAAAAGCUUGGGACUGCACUGAGAUAGCAAACACACAGUGUAGUCACCAGCCAGCUAAAAAAGACAUUUUUUUAGCUUAAACACAUGUCUGAAUGGUCAUCUGUGAUGAACAUUCCACAACAACACAAAUUUCAUCUAUUUUGCAAAACAUUUAUAAGUUGAUAUGCUAACAUUGUUUAUUCUUGGAGUCUUGAAGCUCAACCCUAGCCUAUACCCAAUCUAUAAGCAUUCUGACAACAGUAGACUUUGCUAUUGUUUUGAUAAUCCUUGGUUAUCAAAGCAAGUUUGAGGAAAUGUCAGGCUGUUCUUAUUGAGUGAAACCUUUCAACUCUGUUUCUGCAGAUAGUGAGGCUCUAUUGAACCUCUAAGUGAUGGUAAAGAUUUUGGGAGUUUCAGGACCAAUGAAGCCUGGGUAAAGCAUUGGGCUACAAAUAGAAUUUACAGGCUCAGUUUCCUCUCCUCGCCCCUUCUAAGGGGAACAACAUUCACUCCAUGUUUCUCUGAUAUUCUGGGUGAUCGUGGGUUUCAAGAUAGGGUUUUUACAGUUUACAGUGAACCGGAGUCACUGCUGCUGGACGUUCGCUUCCUGUACAGACACAGAAAUGCUAGCAUUAGAUUUUUUCCUGAAAGACAGUGGUAUUUACAGACACUUAUGCUCUCUGGUUUCUGAAUUGUGUUCUAACUGGUCUAGGGUGUGAGGUUUGUGGGAUGAGUUGUCAGAAAUAUCACUGAGAAUGUUCAAGUGUCGUUAUUCACUUACCACAUAAGAGAUAUAGUGUCUGCUAACCUGGGGUCAUGCUGACUUUUUGUUUCCCUUCAUUAAAAUGGCUUUAUUUGUAGGACGAUGAGCAUCAGUGGUGGAUACUCUUGGUUGAAAAGUUGACUAUGUCAGGAAUUAACAAAAACUCAAGGGGCUGGGUACAUUAGUGAUGGAUUUUUUUAAUUAACUAAAUCAUUUGAAGUGUGAAGAUCCACUUUUAACCUAGAUCUCUUGAAGUUGGAAGGUACGUGUUUAAUCUGGACUACACCUUCUGUUGCCAGCCAAUAUAAAGGACAUAAAGAAAGUAAAUUUCUUCUAUUCACCUUCUUGCUCUCACUGGCAAGUCUAUCCCUUCUCUGGCAUUAGAGCCUACUUCUUCAGAAUUCCAGUGUAUACAGAAAACCAGCUGAGACAUCCAAAUGGAUUCUUAGAACUUCCAUUAGUAGACAGCUAUUGUUGAACUAGCUGGACCACAGCCAGUAGGCCUUUCUAUCAGUCUUAUUCAACCUAUAUAUAAAAGACUUAUAUAAAGAUAGAAUAAUGGAUUGAGUAGAGUAAAUGAAGUUGCUAUAUACAUAUCUUCUAUUUCACGUGAUAUAAACUAACCUGGACGAUUAAAGAACUCUAAAUCUUGAACUUGAUGUAUUUUGAUCUGGUUUCCCUUUUAUUCUUUACAUUCACAAUCAAUGUAGUAGAGACUUCAGUAUAGAAUUUAGAUUGUCUUGAAUUUAUGCCUAGAUCAACUAGAAAUGAGAUUUUUCUGAAUUCAAGAAAGCUUUCUUGACUCAUGCUAUGAAUAUUUUUCCUUAUAAAUGAGUACAGAAUAGAGUACAUUUUCUGUUAAUAUUUCUCUUUUAUCUAUAUAUUACCUGGUAAUUUAACACACAUUAAGAUUAAUGUAUAAAGAUCUUGUCUGAAACUGCUCUGUACACUGAACACAUGAGUCAUCUUACUGGAUCCUAUAUGUCAAUUUUUGUCAGAUUCAUAAUUUAAACCUACUAGAGCCAGUAAGAUGAAUCUAUGGGUAAAGAUGCCUACCACUAAAUACCACUAAGUCUUAUAACCUGAGAUCAACUCCCAGGACCCACAGGGUAGAAAGAGAGAAUUGACUCCUGAUGGUUGUCAUCUAACCUCCACACAUGUACCACAGAAUGCACAUACUUACACAUACACACAAACAUACACACAUUUAACUUUUUUAAUGUUUUAACCCAAUACUAAAAAAAUUUCAGGCCCAUUCAAUGUUACUUGUGAACAGCACCAAACUAUAUUUACAGACGAAUAAAAAUCAUAUAAAAAAUUUACCAAAUUAAAGAAUAAGAAAUAAUUACAAAUUCAUUCUUAGACUGUCAUUGCUUUGACACAAAACCAAAAGCUAUUACAUGAAAAUAAAAUUACAAACAAUAUUUCUAAUAAAUCGUGAUGCAAGAGGCCUAAGAAUGGGCUGGAAAGAUGGAUUGAUGGUCUAAAGCACUCACUGCUCCUUUAUAGAGUCAGUGCUCAUUUCUGAGCACCCACAGUAGACACUGUACAACCAUCUGUAACUCCAGUUCCAAGGAUCCAGUACCUUUUUCUGGAUUCUUGUGGCGGCCGCACACACAGCAUACACUCUCCCAUACACACGUACAUACACAUAAAUAAAGAUGAAUCUGAAAAAUCUGUAGACAGUAUUUUUAGCAAAUGGAAUACGAUAUCAUAUCAAAGCGUAAUGUGCAAGACCAAGAGAAUUUUUUUUUAUCAUAGUUAGGACAGUAACAGGCCCACUGCUUGAUGUCAAUUUUUUUCUCUGUUACUCAUCCUGUUGUUUUAUUAACAUGCCCUAUCAAAAGGAAUGUUAGAGGAAGAGGUCUUUUUGGUCUACAGUUCAAUGACAUGGCCUUUGUGGGAAUCUUUGAGGCAGCUGGUCACAUUGCAUAAGGAGGAAAGAAGCAGAGAAUAGUGAAUAUUCGUGCUCAAUUUAUACAGUCCAGAAUUCCAUCCAAGGGAAGGGCACCACCCAUGUUUAUUGUGGUUCUUUCCACCUCAAUUACCAGAGUCCAGAAAUCUCACAUAAAAUGCUCAGAGGCUGAUCUUCUAGCUGGUUCUAGGCCUCAGCAAGUGGGUAAUUGAACUUAACCAUCACACCAGGAAAAGCCACACAAUUACAUUGGAACCUGAACAAGAACUAACAGAACGACAGUUGAGCUGGGGAGGAGGGGUAGCACAUCCAGGAGAUGGGUGAUGAGACACACAAUUGAGGCUGACAUGAUGGUGAAAAUUAAUUACCUACAUGGGCAAUCCCAAUAAAGCUAACUUUCCCAAUGUAUUUGGGAUAGUAUGUUCUCAAAGCCCACCUUCAAUGACACACCUCCUCCAAUGAGACACACUUCCCAAUAUCUCCCAAACAGUUCCAACAAUCAGAAAUCUAGUACUCCUUAAUACAAAUCUAUGAGGGUCAAAUGUCAUUUCAAACACCACACUCAUAUCUUCUGGGGUUUCCCUUUGUUGAUAAGUUCAUCAUCAGAAAUCAAUUGGGUAAAACAUUGGUCUAGAGUCCUCUUUAAUUUACCUCUGUCUCCCAAGUGCUGGAAUUAAAGCUGUGCACCACUACACCCAGAUCUCUGUUCGGUGGUCUUACUAGUUCAAGUAGUUAUCAACAAACUAAUUAAUAAAGAAGUCAUGAUAUUCAAAACAGUGUAUAUAUUACUUAUUCAUAAAAAACACAUCAUGUCAUUUGCAUAUCAAACAAAUGGAAUUGAAGAUUAUCAAGUUAAGUAAAAUAAACAGACUCAGAGAAGCAAGCGCUACAUUUUCUCUCAUGUACAAUCCGGAGAGAAUAGACCAAAAAAAAAAAAAAGCAGACUUUGAGGGGAGAGGAUUGGAGCAGGUGGAGAGAGGA
Messenger RNA from Microtus oregoni (creeping vole), 6087 nucleotides. RefSeq names its product interferon-inducible GTPase 1-like. Gene Ontology annotation, molecular function: GTPase activity; GTP binding. The record is from RefSeq and is a predicted model, not a curated record. Gene Ontology annotation, cellular component: endoplasmic reticulum membrane. Lineage: Eukaryota; Metazoa; Chordata; Mammalia; Rodentia; Cricetidae. Bases 105 to 1364 code for a protein of 419 amino acids. The transcript has 2 exons. Gene Ontology annotation, biological process: defense response; cellular response to interferon-beta.